AUGGGCCGCUUCACAGAUUCUUGGUGGAGGCAGUUCGACACUCCGACGGACGGGUUCGUGGACCCCCAUGGCUUCGUGAACCGGCUCCCUCUGAGAUUGGAGUCUACCGAGGUGAUUGUCCAUGGGCUGGUCGACGCCAAAAAGAUGUGGGCGGACUUUCCUGGAGAGCCGUACCACCCCAUAUUGGUCGGCGGCAAGUAUUUCGAGACCUGGUACAACUCCUACGUCACACCGAAGGACAAGCCCCAGGUAGAGCUGCCAGCCGACGGGGGGCCAAUGGCAGCCCUCCUGCACGAGGGAUCCAUCAGCUACCUGCAGAGGGUGGUUUGCAGCGACACCCCGCAGAACCCGGGGGCAGCCCUGAAGGCCAUCGGCAGCGGCAAGGGCCUCUGGGGCUUCCCGAAGCACCCGGUGCCUGGCUCCAUCGACUUGAGAUACCAGGAGGAGGGAGGCAAGCGGUGCAGGUUCACCUUCGACGCCGAGCACCGCGGCAAGACCGUCGUGUCCUUGGGUGUGCGCCUGCCCGAGGCAGACGAGGGCGCCAUGGAGAUCCCGCUCGAGGUCCAGACCGCGCCGGACGCCAACAUUGGCGGCCCCGUGUCCGAGGGCAUGCAGGUGCGGUACGGAACCGCGGUCAAGUGCACGCAGUUCGUGAAGCCGUGGGACGCGUCGGUGGACAGCAUCACGUUUGGCGACGACCCACACUACGGCCUCAAGAUCGCGAGCUGGGACUUCGUGCCAGUCUUGAAGGUCCACAGCCCAGACUUCAAGAUCUGUGCAUUCAAGCCAGUAAACUGGAUCUCUGGUGCGGACGCAGCAGCGGCAGCGCAGGAGCACGAGCGCCGUAUUGCAGCUGGCGAGUCGAAGGGCGUGCUCUGA
This is a messenger RNA of Prorocentrum cordatum, 879 nucleotides long. Lineage: Eukaryota; Dinophyceae; Prorocentrales; Prorocentraceae. The record is from the annotation of a GenBank genome assembly.